Strongylocentrotus purpuratus (purple sea urchin) is the source of this 2503-nucleotide messenger RNA. RefSeq lists its product as uncharacterized. The record is from RefSeq and is a predicted model, not a curated record. Lineage: Eukaryota; Metazoa; Echinodermata; Echinoidea; Camarodonta; Strongylocentrotidae. The transcript is spliced from 2 exons. The coding region runs from base 13 to 1008 and encodes 331 amino acids.
GAUAUCACCAACAUGUCUACCAAUGGAUCACCGCCGGGAAAUGAUGACGGCAAGCACAGGAACCCUCGCGUAAUGAUGUGGUGCGUGUCGCGGUCCGUAUCGACGGCAAUGACGAAAUGUAUGAGCUUCGUCGAGGGAGCCGAAGUCUGGCUCGAGCCGUAUUACACCAGCAAGGCCGCCGACGACACCCACCACAUGCACCACCCCGACAGCAGCUUCCCAUUGGAGCUGGAGGGCAACGAGGACUCGUUCAGAGAAACUGCGAUAAACUUGGCGCUUGGAGGAGAUGAUUUCGAUCGGGAUCACCUCGACCUGUUAUCGCCGGUGUCAUUAAAACGCAUAUUCGAUAAUUUGGAUCCCGCUAAAAAGUUUGUUUUCAUCAAAGACUUGGCGUUGGGGAUGCCACCGAGUCGCUUUCCGUACCUACCCGACCGAUCAAGUGGUAUUAAGCACUUCUUCCUCAUCAGACAUCCCGUCAAAGCCUACAAGUCGUUGCGCAAAUGUCUGCUCAAUUUCAUACUCCCCUCUGAUCCUGCAUCUGAAGAUGUGGGAAUUAAAAUGCCCGAUGAGAAGACUUUCCAUAUCAUCAAGGACAUACCUUCGCCGCGGGAAGGAACGCUGUACAACUACCAGGCCAUUCACGAGCUCUGGAGCCACAUCAGGAAGACGGUGGAUAAGGACCCGGUGAUUGUAGACAUCGAUGAGGUCCUGGAGAACCCGUCGGCGAUGAUGCCGCGAUUGUGCAACGCGUUGGCGAUCCCGUACUCUAAGAGUCUGCUGUCGUGGGACGCAUCGUCCGACGUCGUCCUGAAGUGGAAGAGCUCGUGUUCGAACGUCCGUGAUUCUCCCAGGUACGCCAUGUGGUUCACCAAUGCCUUCAAGAGCUCCUGUUUCAAAGCUUCAUCGACCACGGCAUCCCUCGAUGACGCCACUGAUGAUAUCAAGGAGGUUGUCGAAAAAGAAAUGCCUUUCUAUGAGGAGAUGUAUAAUCUAAGAUUAACCAUUUAACGACGUUUUCCAAUUGUAUCCCAGCUUGCAAGACCUAUGUCAGGACAACUACACCACUUGGACCCGACCCAGAUAAUCUACCUCGGACAUAUACCUCCCGGAUAACUUGGUAACUCAUAGAGAUCCUGUGUUAGAAGGAUCUCUAUGGCAUAAUAGUUCCUUCAAAUACAGGUCCGGAUACAGGUGUAUACAUAUUCACGUGUCACAACUAUAUCUCUCAGUAUGCUAUGCGAUAACUAAAUAUCUCCCUCUAUAGAGAACAACAUCAGAGUUAUCAGUUUGUUAAAAGUCCAAUAAAACCUUAUCUGGGGAUGUUUUCCAAGAUCAGACUUUGUCCGAUUGGUCCUCAACAACAUAAAUCGAAAUGCAAAUCAUAUCAAGCUGAUCUAUAUAAUUAUAUGUUAUAUCACAAAAUGAUAAUAUCUGGUAAAAUAUUUGGUGAACACCCCUCCCCCCCCCCCCCAACAAAAAGAAGAUUAUUCAAUACAAACAUACUUACUCUGUAACUUCUCACGUUUAUUUUAAUCGUUAAGAAGACCUUCCCACACUUUGCAAAAUUCAAUGAACAGAACGAAUCAAUAAUGCCAAUGACUUUUAGUAAUAUUUUAGUACUGUGAAAUCCAUUCAUACGCAUAACACCCGGAAAAAUAAACAUCUCCGUCCACCCCUUUAAAAAAGUAUGCAUAUAAUUAUCUUAAAAUUCCAUUACAGUGAAUGGUUCAAAGCUGUGGAACAAUUUACCGUCCUACUUCUCUGAACACUUUAACAAAACCCUUAAAAACAUAAUUUAGAAGCUCAUAAGUAAAAAUUGGAUCGUAAUCUAUUAUUAGGGCAUGCGGGUUCGUGCAGGUUUAAAACAAAAAGUAAAUGCUUUGUAGUAAUCUCGUGCUUGUUUUCAUGGAGCCACCGUCUUUUCGUCUAUCUUCUUUGUCUUCUUUUCUCUCAUUAUUUAUUCUUAUCUACACUCCUUUCCCCCUUUCUCUCUACCCCUCUCUUUCUCACUCUCUCUCUCUCUCUCUCUCUCUCUCUCUCUUCUGUACUUAGUCAACCGAAUUUCUCUGUUUUUUAAAACCUUAUAGAGUUAUAACUUUUCCACUUUUCAGUAUGUUAAUGCUCAAACCUUAUUUGUGUUCCUUUUUUUUAUUUACAACUGUACUAUCAUCUAUUUUCUACGUGGGAUAUACCUUUCCCAAAGGCCUCUAGGCCUUUUUAGGUGUGCCUCGCAAAACAUUUCUACUGUAAAACACAACAUUUUAUUUAAUCCCAGAUAUAUUUUACCAAUAUUUGUAUGUAUUACUUUAUUGUUUUACGCAUUAAAAAAUGUUUCUACGGUAAUCAUAGUUUUGGGAAUAAAGACAAAAUGAAAUAUAAACUAAAACAAUUAAAUAUUGGACAAACGGUGCGCAUAGUAUAAAAAUGUUAAUCCAUACAAUAAUUACAAUACCAUUUAAAUUUCUUAAUUAAUAUAUAUAGAGAGAGAGAGCAGAAAGUAUGA